GCCAUGUCUACCAUCCCGACGAGCUCUCCGUUUCUCAGGGAACACCCAGUCAAAUGGUAUCGGUCGAGUUUCUACAAUGCCACCAUCCUCGGUCUCUGUAAUUUCGCUGCCCCUGGAAUCUGGGGGGCCAUGAACUCCCUUGGGGCAGGAGGGGCGCAACGUCCAUAUCUUGUCAACACGGCCAAUGCCCUUACCUUCUGUCUGAUGGUUGUGUCUUGCUACUUCUCCUCCGCCAUCGUGCAUUACAUUGGCAUCAAAAACUCGCUUGUCGUCGGUACUCUUGGCUAUGCACCUUACGCUGCAGGUCUGUAUGUCAACAACCGCUACGGAAAUGAGUGGCUUGUUCUCCUCGGCGCUGCUUUGUGUGGCCUCUCUGCGGGAAUAUUCUGGAUGUCUGAAGCAGCUAUCGCCAUCGCGUAUCCAGAGCCGUAUAAUCGUGGUAAAUUACUUGGAUACUGGCUGUCGUUCAGGAUUGGAGGCCAAAUCAUCGGCGGCGCAGUCAACCUUGGCUUGAACGCCGAUAACAACCAAGCUGGGAAAGUAUCAUACACGGUCUUCCUUGUGUUCAUUGCUCUGCAAUGUAGCGGUCCACUCGUAGCCUUGCUGCUCAACAAGCCAAAUAGGGUUCAGCGCUCAGAUGGCAAACGUGUGAAUCUUACUAUUACGGACGGGCCAUGGACGGAGAUCCGCCGUACCACACACUUAUUCUUUUCUCCGGGCUUCCUUCUCAUUGUUCUGUUUAUUGGCCAAGCUGUCUACGCAGAAGCCGUCUUCUUCACAUAUCUCAGCCUAUGGUUCACGGUUCGCGCGCGCGCACUUGGCAGUCUUGUUUCUGCACUCGCAGCUAUGGUCGCAGGCAACAUUCUGGGAGCAUUUCUAGACCAAAAGCGCAUCAACCUGCGCAUGCGGUCCAGGGCGUCGUUCAUUACAGUCGCAACACUCCAGGGCGCAUGGUGGAUCUGGGCGACAAUCUUAGUGACCCGUUUCCGGCACACUCGCCCAACCUACGAUUGGGUCUCGCCCGGCUUCGGCUCUGCUUUUGGCGUCUUCGUUUUGCUCACGGCUGGAUUCCAGAUGAAUUACCUACUGCUAUACUUCAUUGUUGGGCAGAUGGCAAGGGAUGAGCAGGAGGUCGUUCGGUACGCGGCACUGCUUAGAGGCACGGAGAGUGCGUGGCAGGCGGUUAGUUAUGGUCUGAAUGCGAUUGUAGUAUUCGCAGAGGUGGGUGGGGUGUAUGUCAACUUUGGUCUUUGGGCGGUCAGUCUUGUCCCGUGUUGGUUUGUGUUGAGGAAGUUUGGAAGCACAGCACAGGAUCUAGAAAACUAUAGGGACGGACACAGUGAUGCUACAGAUGGGUCAGUGACACCGGUGGAACCCCACAAGGAGACUGUCAAGUAUGAUGGUAGAUAG
Messenger RNA from Pseudovirgaria hyperparasitica, 1410 nucleotides. RefSeq lists its product as uncharacterized. Gene Ontology annotation, molecular function: transmembrane transporter activity. Bases 4 to 1410 code for a protein of 468 amino acids. Gene Ontology annotation, biological process: transmembrane transport. The transcript has 2 exons. Lineage: Eukaryota; Fungi; Ascomycota; Dothideomycetes; Acrospermales; Acrospermaceae. The record is from RefSeq and is a predicted model, not a curated record.